AUUUUUUCAGUUUAAAAUGGAUGUUUUAUUAAAAAAAAUAAUUGAUAUUCUUCCACCGCCCGAUUUUAUUCAGUCAAUUUUGGGACAAAAUUCUGCCGAACCAACGCUAACCAACAAUUUUUAUAAGAUUGUCGAUGGUUUUGCAAAGGCGCAAAGUGAAACAGACGAAAAAUCGUUAAAUGAUACAUUUAUUAUGGUGGCAGCAAUCAAAGAUCAUUUUUGGGAAAUAAUCAACACUGGACACUUCAGCAAAGUAAGCCAAAUUCAUCGUAAAAUCUAUACAGUGGCAUCACUACAUAAGGCAGUACUAUUAUUGAUGAAAGGACAUCUCGAACUAAUCCAUCCGAAUGAAGCCCGCGAACAGUGUAUGUGGGAAUUGGACAAUGGCCUUCUUCUUGGAUGCCCCUUAGAUCAUUCAAUCUAUGGCGAUGUUUUGAAUGAUUGCUUGAACAUUAUUCAAAAUGACAGAAGUAGCAAAAUUCGAAAUACAGACCAAACAAAAUUAGACACAAAGUAUGAUUCGAGACCUUCGAAUGAUAUUGUUUGCGACAUAGAUAUUCUCGAACGGCCAUCGAUCCAGCAUUUCAAAGAGAAUUAUUUUAAUAGGAGUCAGCCGGUGAUAUUGAGAGAUUGUAUGAGUCAGUGGCCGGCGAUGUCAAAAUGGAAUACAAUCAAUUAUUUGCUUGAUGUUUGUCAAAAUCGUGUGAUACCCAUCGAAAUCGGGAAAAACUACACAAACGAGAAUUGGUCGCAAGAUCUGUGCAAAUUUGAAGAUUUUUUCCGUCGUCAAUUUUUGGACGAUGAAACAUGCGCCGGAUCAAAGCGAAUCGAAUAUUUGGCCCAGCAUAAUUUAUUCGAUCAAAUACCAACAUUGAAAAAUGACAUAUUCACUCCUGAAUACUGUUGCAUCACCAGUAGAACCAGCGAUAACGAUAUCGAUGUUGAUAUUAAAGCGUGGCUUGGACCUGAGGGAACUAUAUCUCCGAUGCACAUUGAUGAAAAACACAAUUUACUGUGCCAAGUCUUUGGAUCGAAACGUAUCAUCUUGGCUGCUCCAGAUGAUUCUGUCAAUUUGUACCCAUUCGACGGUGACAUGUUGAAGAAUACCUCACAAAUCGAUGCAGAACACUUAGACUAUGAUCGUUUUCCACUCGUUAGAAAUGUUAAAUUUUACUCACUCACCCUGUACGCCUCAGAGAUGCUUUAUCUACCACCAAAAUGGUGGCAUUUCGUUAAGAGUUUGUCAAAAAGUUUUUCUGUAAGUUUUUGGUGGGAAUAAAAUGCUCUGCACAAAAAAA
This is a messenger RNA of Sitodiplosis mosellana (orange wheat blossom midge), 1298 nucleotides long. RefSeq names its product bifunctional peptidase and arginyl-hydroxylase JMJD5 (gene JMJD5). Gene Ontology annotation, molecular function: histone H3K36 demethylase activity. Lineage: Eukaryota; Metazoa; Arthropoda; Insecta; Diptera; Cecidomyiidae. Gene Ontology annotation, cellular component: nucleus. The record is from RefSeq and is a predicted model, not a curated record. The transcript has 2 exons. The coding region runs from base 17 to 1279 and encodes 420 amino acids.